Acanthopagrus latus (yellowfin seabream) is the source of this 2382-nucleotide messenger RNA. It is a transcript of the gene cfap96, whose product is annotated as chromosome 18 C4orf47 homolog. Bases 77 to 1015 code for a protein of 312 amino acids. The record is from RefSeq and is a predicted model, not a curated record. The transcript has 8 exons. Lineage: Eukaryota; Metazoa; Chordata; Actinopteri; Spariformes; Sparidae. Gene Ontology annotation, cellular component: centrosome.
GUACAGAGUUGUAUAGUCCGAUAGGACAGCUUCUAGUUAGUCCGUAACUGCUGCACAUCAACCAAAGUGCCUUACGAUGCGACCGGGUGAUAGCAAGAGUGACAUGGAGCGUCUGGGUGUCUUUAAAGAGAUGAGCUAUAUCUCUGUAGGUGACAAGUACACAGCACCCUCCAACCGUCCAUUUAAUGAGUCAGCCUAUCGUAGCAGGCAGAUGCAAGUGGGAGUUGCUAAACAACAAUGUGCUCUGCAGAGUGGCUAUUUUGACAAGACCUUCAAACGGAUAUUUGAACAUGAGGCGCUGAGUGACCCGCUGAAACUGACCCACCAGAACCGCAUACAGCAGGCCAAGAAGAACUUGGGCAAGGCCUUCCUCCCCUGUAAUGGGGUCAAGAAGCCCUGUGGCUCAGGUAACUACUAUGGGACUCUGUCGGGACCAAUCGAAGCAAUGAGUCCACUAGCAGUCGCCCGGAAAGCCCAUCGCUCACCUGGACGCAACAUUGUCACCUCAAACCCCAAGAAAGGCAGUGGUUACAGCUAUCCCAAUGUUACACUGUCCAAAGUUGAGCUGUAUGCUUCAGACCCAUACGACAGAGCCAGAGAAGCACUGAAGAAGGCGGCAACAAUCCAUCGCUCCAAGUUAAGAGAUGGACCCUUCAAACUCAACCUUCACCCCAGAGAUUAUUUUCAGGCCAAUCCAUACCGCUGUGACAAGCCACUCCCACCAGCACACAAGCCCCUUGCACCUGGACAGAAGGUCUCUCCAGUUCCCUUCAAGCCCCCAUCCCCAAGCAAAAAGAUUGGAGGAAUGAAAGCGGGCACGUUUAACUCCUAUCCCUCACAUUCUGCUGAUCUGUAUGUCACCCGCCAUUCCAAACCAACAAAUCAAGAGCCAAUCUUCCAUCCUCCUCCUGGUCCUAAGAGCACACCUGUCAAGAGUAUCAUCACCGUCAAUGUUAACAGGAGUGUGCACGCUGCAAACUACACCGCAACCUUUCCAGUUGUGAUGACCUUCUGACUUCAUCACUCACACUGAAUCAACACUGGUUGCAUUCUAUACCUGUAGUGUACUAGAGAAGUUUUUUUGCUCUAUAUUUUUCACUCUAUUUUAUGAUGACAUUCCAAUGGAUAUAAUGCUUUCAAACGUUUUUACUGCAACAUAAGGGCAAAACAGCUUCAGCCAUCUUAAGGGACAUUUGCUUUUUACUUUCCUGGUUCCCUUUCUUUUUAAUAGGAAUAUUCUAGAUGUGUCAUGUGUUUUGGGUGUUUGGUUAGUAUUUCCUGUUUGAAUAUUUAGGUUUCAUAUUUUUUGUUUUCUACUUUUUGUCUUUGUGUGUUUUCCUGUCUUUGUUUUGUAUCACCUUUAAUAGUUUCACCUGUACUCACACUGGCCCCCACAAUCAAUCGAACAUUACUCACAAUACACACAUAUGUGCACUGUAUUAUUUUUCCUCAAACCACUGUGUGCACCAUCCAACUCAAAACUGGUACUAGUGUUAUUUCACCUUCAAUGCUCAUGGAAUAUUAGUACCAAAAAUUGUAGGUGGAUGAAGGUAAGGAAAAAGCUACAACUUUGUUGCCUGUUGCUGCGAAUGAGAACUAUUUUUUCCUGGUAUUAGACAAAUACAUAAGCAGAUCUCCCUGGAAAGGGCCUCCAUCAUUCCAUUUUAUGAACCCUCAUUGUUUUAGGUGAAAUUGUUUUUAAAGCUUGCACAUCUUUAUCCUGGUGUGAGUUACAAAAACACCUUGAACUAAAUUAUUAGAAUAGCAUGGAAGAUUAUAAGAACAGGAUUAAGGGCUAUCUGAGCACUGAAUGUGCAUGUCUUGUUAGUGGACACUGGUAAAUUCAUUGGCUUGAUAACAUUUGCUGAUUGUCUAAAGUCAAUUGUUUUUUCCCUUCAUGUGGAACUUUUUGUGGUGCUGUCCUGGCCAGGGCUCCUUUGUAAAUGAGAUUCUAAAUCUCAAUGGGAAUAUUAUUGGUAAAAUUAAGGUAAAAUAAUAAAUAUGUUUGAAAUAAAUAUAUUUUAAAAAGAGGACAGCCCCACAUCAGGCCCAGUUACCUAAAUCAUGACACAAGAGGAAUCCCCAGAAAGGUCAUUGUCCUGAAGCCAAAAGUGAAGAUGGAAGGAAUUUGCUGAGGUGCAGUGAAUCAUCGUUUCAAAAAGAGAUUGCUGGUGUGGAGACUGACACUGCUAAACUCCAGGCAGAACAAGAGAAGUUGGAGCUGGAAAAGGACAAACUAGAGACUUGAGAGAUAGCAGCACAGAUACAACUUUUCAGAAUAUGAGAAUGUGUUAUUUACCAUUCAUUAGUAGAAUUAAUUGAUUAUUAUCAUAAUUUAAAUGUGAUAGAUAUAGGCCAAUUAAUAGCCUGUCAUUUAUGUAA